Molecule: messenger RNA, 1356 nt
Organism: Scleropages formosus (Asian bonytongue)
Lineage: Eukaryota; Metazoa; Chordata; Actinopteri; Osteoglossiformes; Osteoglossidae
Gene: fndc4a
Product: fibronectin type III domain containing 4a
Exons: 6
Coding region: 609-1271 (220 amino acids)
Cellular component (GO): plasma membrane; extracellular region
Molecular function (GO): protein binding
Source: RefSeq, a predicted model, not a curated record
ACGCGCCUCGCUGCUCCGUCCGGGUGCGUCCGCGCUGCGUGCGCGCAUGUGAGUGGCGAACGCGCAGCUCGUGGACGGAUUCAGAGGCAGCUUGAGGAGAACGCCGCACGCGUUUCCACGCGAUCGCUGAGGACGGACGUCGGGGGGAGGAGCGAAGCGCGCCGCGCGGUCACCGGUCUGAGCGGAUCGAUCUUCCGGAGCUCCGGCUGCAUGGCGCGCGGCGCGCGUGAGGACACGGGCUUGCGGAGGAAGGCGGCGAGCGAAGCCAAAGAUGCUUUCGAAACCAGGCAAAGCGAAGGGGGAAGCGUUUCGUAAGAGAAAACGUUCCGCGGCCGCGAUCAUGCGAGGGCAAACAGUGAGCGAGGCUCCUGCGUUCCACCGAAGCUCAAGUUGCAGUAGUUCUUGUGGAAGUGAAUCGAAGUGCUGAAGGGAGCCCGGUCGACGCUGCGAUGAGCCGAUCGGUGAUGCGCGCGUGAGAAAAGCUACUUCAAAACCAGUCGCGAUGUGGUGAACGAGGAGGAGGUGGCGGAAGAUACUUAAAACACACACUUCGGGCAGUACAUUUUAGGGACAUCGUUAUAAACGCAAGAGCAGACGCUGUGCACGCGAUGGCACGUCUGUGUGUUUUAAUUAACUCCGUUUUACUGUUGCUCUUCGGCAGUGACACGUUCUUGGUGGGAGCAAACCGGCCUCCUGCUCCAGUCAAUGUCUCUGUCAUGAACCUGAGAGCAGACUCGGCCACCGUGUCCUGGGAUGUACCCGAGGGAGACAUCAUUAUCGGCUUCUCCAUCUCACAGCAGAGGCAGGACGGCCACAUGCAGAGGUUCAUCAGAGAGGUCAACACGACGAGCCGUACGUGCGUCCUCUGGGACCUGGAGGAGGAGACAGACUACAUCAUCCAGGUUCAGUCCAUCGGGCUCUAUGGAGAGAGCCAGGCCAGCAAGAGAGUUCAUUUCAGGACUCUCAAGAAGUCCGACCGCUUCCCAUCCAACAGCUCCAAUCAAGAUGAUCCAACAGUGCAGGGCUUGGAUAAGUCCAGGAACCUUCAGACAGGGGAGAUGAUCAUCAUUGUUGUGGUGCUAGUCAUGUGGGCAGCGGUGAUUGCCCUGUUCUGCCGCCAAUAUGACAUCAUCAAGGACAACGACUCCAGCAACAGCAAAGAGAAAGUGAAGCCAUGCUCAGAGAGGAGCACCCCGGAGCAUCACAGCGGAGGGCUGCUGAGGAGCAAGUUUCACCCAUCCGUGCCCUCUAUCAACAUCAUCGAGGUCUGAUGUGAGUCGUGCACCACUAGCUCUGCCCGCACUUACACACUUAACCCCCCCCUUCCCUGUCCUGGUGGCGCUGGAGCCCCCUACC